AUGCUACUAAUGAAAGCUUUAUUGCACACAGAGUUGAACGCGAGCAUCAAGCGAGAGAAGAUCGUGGAGAUCUGCGAGGGAUGCGGUCAGAAAAUUCAAGACCGGUAUCUGAUGCGCGUGGGUGAGCUGUCCUGGCACGAACACUGCCUCAGCUGUUGUGUCUGCGGCUGCCCUCUGGCCCAUACCUGUUACACAAGAAACGCUAAGCUCUACUGCAAGCCUGAUUAUGAUAGAUUAUUCAGCGUUAAGUGCACUCGCUGCGGAGAUAGGCUGCUGCCACAGGAGAUGGUCAUGCGCGCCCAACAGUAUGUGUUCCACAUACAAUGCUUUGUUUGCGUCAUGUGCUGCCAACCGCUGCAGAAGGGUGAGCAGUACGUCAUUAGAGCUGGUCAAAUAUUCUGCAGACAAGACUUCGAAAAAGAAAUGUAUUUGAUGCAACACGCCGAAGAUGAUAUGAUAAUAGACGACUCAGAACGUCCUCGAGACGGUAGGCGCGGGCCAAAGCGACCUAGAACAAUUUUAACGUCAGCUCAACGAAGACAAUUUAAAGCAUCUUUCGAGGUCAGUCCAAAACCUUGUCGUAAAGUUAGAGAAGCACUCGCAAAAGACACAGGUCUGAGCGUCCGAGUUGUUCAAGUGUGGUUCCAAAAUCAGAGAGCCAAAAUGAAAAAGAUUCAGCGCAAAGCCAAGCAAGAAGGUGACAAGGGUACCGAUAAGGAAAAGGAUAAAGAUGAAAAGAGCAUCAAGCAAGAGUCACCUUCAAGCGAGCACGGAAAUUAUUUAGGGCUUGACGCCGCUUACUCAGCUUCUAGUCAGCCUCUUAAUCCGAAUCUACCUUAUUCUCCUGACGAUUACCCUACACACUCCGGAGACAGUUUUUGCAGUUCAGAUAUAUCUCUUGACGGAAGCAAUUUUGACCAGUUAGAUGAAGGUGCCUCAGACACCAUGAGUUUACAGAACCUAGAGGUUCCCCACCAUCCCCAUCAACAUGGAUCCCAUGUGUCCCACGAGCCUCUCAACCUCGGCACAGGAACUGUAGUAAAUCCAAUCGACAAGUUGUACCUUAUGCAAAACUCUUACUUUAGUACGGAUCAU
Messenger RNA from Brenthis ino (lesser marbled fritillary), 1095 nucleotides. The record is from the annotation of a GenBank genome assembly. Lineage: Eukaryota; Metazoa; Arthropoda; Insecta; Lepidoptera; Nymphalidae.